UAUGCACACAACCAUUUGUUAUCAAGCACUUACCACUUCUCUCCCACAUGGUCUCUGGAAUGGGCGAGAGGCCGCGCGAGUUUGAGAAGACGCAUGAGAAUGAGGUUGGGCGGGACACUCACAAGGCACGCUACGACUUCGACACGAUAAAACAGAUCAUCGUCGAGGCGCACUUUGUCAAUGUGGCCUUCGUCGACCUGGACGGCAACCCUAGCUGCAUCCCGAUGGUUGCAGCCAUCACGGACACCCCCUCGGGUUUGGAAGUGUACCUGCACGGCCACCACCGUGCGCGCCUCGUCCGGCUCCUCCCGCCCGAGACGCGGGUGUGCAUCACGGCCACGCUGCUCGACGGCAUCGUGUUGGCCCUGAGCGCGUUCAACAGCUCGAUCAACCACCGCAGCGCCGUGCUGCACGGCGAGGUCGUGGAGUUUGGCAUGAGAGACACUGACGGCGCGGAGCAAUGGAAUGCGGGAGAGCGGUGGGACGCGGCGCGCGCCAUCGUCGAGAGCGUGCUCCCGGGGCGGUGGGACGGAUGCCGCGCGCCAAGCCAGGCAGAGAUGGCGACGACGGGAUUUGUCAAGGUCAAAAUACACAGUGCCAGCGCUAAGAUUCGGAGUGGAGAGCCGGGUGAAGAGCGACGGGAUGAAAAGGACGACAAGCUGCGGGACAAGGUGUGGGCAGGAGUCAUCCCAGUUCGCGCCGCGUACGGCACGCCCGAGCCGUCCAGUCUCAAUCGCGUGCCCUUGCCCGACUAUAUCCAUACGUUCGUCGACCACAGGGGGGCUCCGUCUCACUAAGCCGGGAUAUCGAAGAGCUGGACGCGUCAGACGACAGGAACAAGAUGCUACAUGUGUUUUUGUGAAGUGUGUACAACGACACCGAACAUUCGGCACUUCUUUUGCUUCGCGGCUUCACCCCUCGCCGGGACCCUCCCCCUAUUUGCGCUGCUCUUGCGUGUGGAUUGCGUACAGCUUUGAGACGAUAUGAAGA
Messenger RNA from Cutaneotrichosporon oleaginosum, 990 nucleotides. RefSeq lists its product as uncharacterized. Lineage: Eukaryota; Fungi; Basidiomycota; Tremellomycetes; Trichosporonales; Trichosporonaceae. The record is from RefSeq and is a predicted model, not a curated record.